AUGACUCUUCUCGAAGCCAUUGUGCCUCAAGUUCUCACACAUGCCCCAACAACUCUUACUGAACGGAACAAAGACUUCAAAGACAACUUGUGCAAGUUCUAUGGAUGCUACAGCCGAAAGAAAUCCUGGGUGCGAUGCAUGCUUCUCGAUGUUGCAUUUCCGAAGUCGCUCGUGAUUGCGUCGCAUUUGUUUCGUCGCAGCAACGAAUAUCUGUCGCUUGUGAUGAUGCAGAUAUCUGACAUCGACGAUGUGAAGAAUGGGUUGCUACUGUUCAUGCCUUUGAAAUACGCAUUUGAUCAUUUCCAAAUCAGCUUCAUUCGCGACGAUACGGACGAAUUCCGUUUGAAGCUCUUUGAUCCAUCUAUUCGUGGCACCCCUCUCAUUGAUCUCGCGGACCGCAACGGCAAAAAAGUGUUCAGCGCGGAGCAGACACGAGUGCUCCUCAGCAGCGUAUCGUUGUCGAAAAAACCGUGCCGCUUUGAUGUCCGGACAACGUUUGGUGACGUGGAUGGCAGUGCUCUGACAUUCACUGGUUUAGAACGACCGUUCUUUCGCUGUUUGAAUCUACAGGCAAGAGUGGCGCGCAUGGUUGCAUUGAAGAAGAAAUGGAUCGAUGCAUCCUAUGACUUUCAAGAUUUUUGGUCGGAAGUCUCUCUUGACGACAAAAUGGAAAUGUUCCACCGUAGCAUCGUGAAUGCUGAUGCAGCGUUUUUUGAUUGA
Plasmopara halstedii is the source of this 720-nucleotide messenger RNA. RefSeq lists its product as uncharacterized. The coding region runs from base 1 to 720 and encodes 239 amino acids. NCBI's taxonomy places the organism in Eukaryota, Oomycota, Peronosporomycetes, Peronosporales, Peronosporaceae. The record is from RefSeq and is a predicted model, not a curated record. The transcript has a single exon.